AUGUCUUCGUUGAGUGACCAAUUAGCUCAAGUUGCUUCCAACAAUGCUACUGUUGCGUUGGAUAGAAAGAGAAGACAAAAACUUCAUUCUGCUUCUUUAAUUUAUAACUCAAAGACGGCUGCAACACAAGAUUACGAUUUCAUUUUUGAAAAUGCAAGCCAGGCUCUUGAAGAAUUGAGUCAAAUCGAGCCAAGGUUUGCCAUUUUCUCAAGAACUCUCUUUUCAGAGUCUUCCAUUUCUCUUGAUAGAAAUGUCCAAACAAAAGAAGAACUUAGAGAUUUGGAUAAUGCCAUCAAUGCGUAUUUGCUAUUGGCUUCUUCCAAGUGGUAUUUAGCGCCUACAUUACAUGCAACGGAAUGGUUAGUUCGUCGUUUUCAAAUCCAUGUUAAAAACACAGAAAUGCUGCUUUUGUCCACUCUAAAUUACUAUCAAACUCCUGUCUUUAAGAGAAUUCUCAGCAUUAUCAAACUGCCCCCCUUGUUUAAUUGUUUGUCCAAUUUCGUUAGAAGUGAAAAUCCCCCAACAGGCCUGACCAUGGUAAAGCUCUUCAAUGACAUGGAUUUCCUGAAACUUUACACUAAUUAUCUGGAUCAAUGUAUUAAGCAUAAUGCAACGUAUACUAACCAGCUUUUAUUUACAACAUGCUGCUUUAUCAACGUCGUUGCUUUCAAUUCCAACAACGAUGAAAAACUAAACCAGCUUGUUCCAAUCUUACUUGAAAUUUCAGCUAAACUUUUAGCCUCUAAAUCAAAAGAUUGUCAAAUAGCUGCACAUACGAUAUUGAUUGUAUUCGCUACUGCCUUACCUUUAAAGAAAACAAUUAUUUUAGCUGCCAUGGAAACCAUUCUUUCAAACUUAGAUGCUAAAGAAGCGAAACAUUCAGCACUUCUCACAAUUUGUAAGCUUUUCCAAACAUUAAGAGGGCAAGGUAACGUAGAUCAACUACCCUCCAAAAUUUUCAAGUUAUUCGAUAGCAAGUAUGACACUGCAUCUGUCCUGUCUUUCUUAGAUAAGGAAGAUAAACCAGUCUGUGAUAAAUUCAUUACCUCCUAUACUAGAUCCAUUGCAAGGUAUGACCAAUCCAAAUUGAGCAUUAUUCUCAGCUUAUUGAAAAAAAUAAGACUAGAAAGAUACGAAGUUAGAUUGAUCAUCAUUGAUUUAAUUCAUCUUUCUGAAAUUUUAGACGAUAAGUCACAAUUGGUGGAAUUAUUCGAAUAUUUCACCUCUAUCAAUGAAGAUCUGGUGCUAAAAUGUUUGAGAUCAUUAGGAUUAACUGGCGAACUCUUCGAAAUAAGGCUGACUACAUCUUUAUUCACCAAUGCCGAUGUUAACACCGACAUUGUAAAGCAAUUAAGCGACCCUGUGGAGGUCUCUAAAAAGGAUACGGCUUCAUUCCAAGCAUUCUUAGAUAAACAUUCAGAAUUUAUCAACACAACAAAUAUGUCCAUGCUAGCAGAAACUGGAGAAAGAUAUAAAAAGGUUUUAUCCCUAUUUACUGAAGCUAUUGGUAAAGGUUAUCAAGCAAGUUCUUUUUUGACUUCCUUUUUCACUACUUUAGAAUCAAGAAUAACGUUCUUGUUAAGAGUUACUAUAUCUCCAGCCGCUCCAACCGCACUAAAGCUAAUAUCAUUAAACAAUAUUGCAAAAUAUAUUAACAGUAUUGAAAAGGAAGCUAAUAUUUUUACUUUAGUUCCAUGCCUGAUUUGUGCUCUGCGAGAUGCCUCCAUAAAAGUCAGGACUGGCGUAAAGAAGAUUCUUUCCUUGAUAGCUAAAAGACCAUCCACAAAGCACUAUUUUUUAUCUGAUAAACUUUACGGAGAAAAUAUUGCCAUUCCUAUGUUAAAUCCCAAAGAUAGUGAAGCCUGGUUAUCAGGGUUUUUGAACGAGUACGUCACUGAGAAUUAUGACAUAUCCAGAAUAUUUACGCCAAAGAGAAAUGAAAAGGUCUUUUUGUUGUUUUGGGCCAAUCAAGCCUUGCUGAUACCUUCUCCGUAUGCUAAGACAGUGUUGUUGGAUAAUCUGAACAAAAGUUCGACUUUUGCAUCUUCCUACUCUUCUUUGUUCGAAGAAUUUAUUUCCCACUACUUGGAAAACAGAUCUAGUUGGGAAACAAGUUGUAUUGCUAAUAAAGCAAAUUUUGAACAUUUUGAGCGGUCUUUAGUUAAUUUGGUAUCACCAAAGGAGAAGCAGUCAUUUAUGGUCGAUUUUAUUCUCAACGCUCUAAACUCGGAUUAUGAGCAAUUAGCUAAUAUCGCUGCCGAGAGGCUUAUCAGCAUAUUUGCUUCAUUGACUAAUGCUCAAAAACUAAAAGUUGUCCAAAAUAUGGUGGAUUCUUCGAGCAGCGUGGAAUCAUCGUACGACACAGUCGGUGUGCUACAAUCGUUGCCGCUAGAUUCUGAGAUUUUUGUAUCCAUACUGAAUCAAAACAGUAUCAGUAACGAAAUGGAUCAGACAGACUUUUCCAAAAGAAGGAGAAGACGCUCAUCGACGAGUAAAACCGCAUUUUUGAAAGAGGAGGUUUCCCAACUAGCAGAAUUGCACUUGAGAAAAUUGACGAUUAUUUUGGAAGCACUUGAUAAGGUCAAAAUUGUUGGGUCCGAAAAGCUUUUGUCCACUCUACUUUCCUUAUUAUCAGAUUUGGAAACUUUGGAUCAAGACGGUGGAUUGCCGGUUUUGUAUGCGCAGGAAACUUUGAUUUCUUGUAUGCUGAACACAAUUACGUACUUGAAGGAACAUGGCUGUACAGAACUAACCAACGUAAGGGCAGAUAUAUUGGUAUCCGCCAUCAGAAAUUCAGCUUCUCCGCAAGUCCAAAACAAACUAUUACUUGUGAUUGGUUCUCUCGCUACUUUAAGUUCGGAAGUUAUUUUGCAUUCUGUGAUGCCUAUCUUUACUUUCAUGGGGGCCCAUAGUAUUCGUCAAGAUGACGAAUUUACCACUAAAGUUGUUGAGCGUACCAUACUAACUGUUGUUCCUGCCUUGAUUAAGAAUAGUAAAGGAAAUGAAAAAGAAGAAAUGGAGUUUCUCUUGUUGAGUUUCACAACCGCUUUGCAACACGUCCCAAGGCAUAGAAGGGUCAAACUAUUUUCUACAUUGAUCAAAACACUUGGUCCGGUCAAGGCGUUGGGUUCUUUCCUUUUCUUAAUCGCACAACAGUAUUCUUCAGCUUUAGUCAACUUUAAAAUUGGCGAGGCAAGAACAUUAAUUGAAUUUAUCAAGGCCUUACUCGUUGACCUACAGGUCAGGGAGGAGUUAUCAGGUUUGAAUGACUUACUCGAUAUUAUCAAAUUGCUGACAUCAUCAAAGAGAUCCUCAGAAAAGAAAAAAUCACUAGAAUCUCGUGUUUUGUUUUCAAAUGGUAUCUUAAAUUUUUCAGAAAGUGAAUUUUUGGCCUUCGUCAACAACACUUUUGAACUUAUCAAUAAAAUAACUGAGGAGACCGACCAAGAUUAUUACGAUGUGAGGAAAAAUUUACGAUUAAAGGUAUAUUCCAUUCUUUUGGAUGAAACAAGCGAUCGGAAGUUAAUUGAAAAGAUCAGAGACGAAUUUGGAACCUUUUUAGAGAGUAUUCUUUUUUUCAUCAACUCCGUAGAAUUAACCUUUUCAUGCAUAACUUCCCAAGAAAACGAGGAAGUCUCUGACUCUGAAACAUCAUUUUCAGAUCACACCACUGAAAUAAAGGAGAUCCUAUUGAAGGUGCUUGGCAAUGUGUUACAAAUUUUACCAGUGGACGAGUUUGUUAACGCGGUAUUACCUUUACUAAAUACCUCCACUAAUGAAGACAUUAGAUACCACCUGACGUUGGUAAUUGGGUCCAAAUUUGAGUUGGAAGGCUCUGAUGCUAUCCCCAUAGUGGACGAUGUAUUGAAGGUUUUGCUUGAAAGAAUGCCUUUGGAAUCUAAGUCUGUUGUUAUUUCUCAAGUAAUAUUAAACACAAUAACGGCUUUGGUAAGCAAAUAUGGUAAGAAGCUUGAUGGGUUUAUAUUAACUCAAGCUCUUACCCUUGCUACUGAAAAAAUCAGCUCUGACAUGACAGAAGUCAAGAUAUCCUCGUUGGCUUUGAUAACUAACUGUGUUCAAGUAUUAGGCGUCAAAUCAAUUGCAUUCUACCCAAGGAUAGUCCCUCCUUCUAUUAAACUAUUUAAUGCUUCAUUAGAGGAUAGCAGCAACCCAUUAAAGGAGCAAUUGCAGGUUGCUAUACUGCUGUUGUUCGCAGGUCUAAUCAAAAGCAUUCCAAGUUUCUUGAUGUCAAAUAUUCUGGAUGUUUUGCAUGUUAUUUAUUUUGCCCGUGAGGUUGACACCAGCAUUAGGCUAUCAGUGAUUUCACUGAUCAUUGAACAUAUUGAUUUGAAGGAAGUUUUGAAAGUUUUAUUCAAAAUUUGGUCCGCUGAAAUAGCAACAUCCAAUGAUACGGUUGCCGUUAGCCUAUUUUUGAGUACAUUAGAAUCCACUGUUGAAGGUAUUGAUAAAAAAUCUGCGACUUCACAAUCGCCUAUAUUUUUCAAGUUAUUACUAUCUCUAUUCGAAUUCAGAUCUAUUUCGAGUUUCGAUAAUAAUACAAUUAGUAGGAUAGAAGCUUCCGUUCACGAAAUUGCCAACUCUUAUGUCCUGAAGAUGAAUGACAAAGUAUUUAGACCGCUGUUUGUUAUAUUAGUAAGAUGGGCAUUUGACGGUGAAGGCGUUACAAAUACAAGUAUUACUGAAACAGAAAGACUGUUAGCUUUCUUCAAGUUUUUCAAUAAGCUUCAAGAAAAUUUGAGAGGUAUAAUUACUUCCUAUUUCACGUAUUUGUUAGAACCUGUUGAUAUAUUACUGAAGAGGUUCAUUAGCAAGGACAUACAAAAUGUUAACUUAAGACGUCUAGUAAUCAACUCUUUGACAUCUUCACUAAAGUUUGAUAGAGACGAAUAUUGGAAGUCAACCUCCAGAUUCGAAUUAAUUUCUGGAUCCAUAGUCAAUCAAUUAUCCAAUAUAGAAAACUCUAUUGGGAAGUAUUUAGUCAAGGCAAUUGGCGCUCUGGCUUCUAAUAAUAGUGGCGUUGAUGAGCAUAACCAAAUUCUGAAUAAGCUGAUUGUUGAACACAUGAAAGCUUCCUGUUCCUCCACUGAAAAACUAUGGGCUGUUAGAGCCAUGAAAUUGAUAUACUCUAAGAUAGGUGAAAGUUGGUUAGUUCUCUUGCCACAACUUGUUCCCGUCAUUGCCGAGUUAUUGGAAGACGAUGAUGAAGAGAUUGAACGCGAAGUCAGGACCGGUUUAGUCAAGGUCGUCGAGAACGUUUUAGGGGAGCCUUUUGAUAGGUAUUUAGAUUAA
Saccharomyces paradoxus is the source of this 5310-nucleotide messenger RNA. It is a transcript of the gene UTP10, whose product is annotated as snoRNA-binding rRNA-processing protein UTP10. Lineage: Eukaryota; Fungi; Ascomycota; Saccharomycetes; Saccharomycetales; Saccharomycetaceae. Bases 1 to 5310 code for a protein of 1769 amino acids. Gene Ontology annotation, molecular function: snoRNA binding. Gene Ontology annotation, biological process: maturation of SSU-rRNA from tricistronic rRNA transcript (SSU-rRNA, 5.8S rRNA, LSU-rRNA); positive regulation of transcription by RNA polymerase I. The transcript has a single exon. Gene Ontology annotation, cellular component: 90S preribosome; small-subunit processome; t-UTP complex. The record is from RefSeq and is a predicted model, not a curated record.